Messenger RNA from Hevea brasiliensis (rubber tree), 1073 nucleotides. RefSeq lists its product as uncharacterized. The transcript has 9 exons. Bases 132 to 779 code for a protein of 215 amino acids. NCBI's taxonomy places the organism in Eukaryota, Viridiplantae, Streptophyta, Magnoliopsida, Malpighiales, Euphorbiaceae. The record is from RefSeq and is a predicted model, not a curated record.
CUCAGUGGGCGGACUGCUGAGGCAAUAAGAGAACCUCCUGCAACAAGUUUAGUGCAAAUUUUCGUGGAAACAUAAAGAGGGAAAGUUAUGCUGUUUCUUUUCCUUUCUGAUUCACUCUGAAGCUGUAUCCAAUGCCACUCCUUUAUAAAAGCCAAGGUCACAGCCAAUUAUUCUACACUCUCGCUUCUUCUCCAUGUCCGUCACCGUCCAAUCGAAUUUCUUCCCACCGGAUUACGUGCCAGAUGAUGUCUUGCUCGCCUAAAACGGCUUUCCCCAUCCUAAGGACUGUUACCAUAUCGUACUCCGACCUCAAGGAUAGGAAUGUAGACUUGUCGAUGAAGAUUGAAGAAGGUUUUGGACCGAAUGGACUGGGGAUUCUAUCAGUUACAGAUGUGCCUGGUUUUUCUUCACUGCGUCAAAAUCUUCUACAUCUUUCACCCAGGUUAGCUAGCCUUCCUGAAGAGAAGAAGAAGGAGCUUGAAGAUCACAAUAGUAGGUAUAACUUUGGAUGGAGUCGUGGAAAAGAAACACUUGAAUCGGGGAAGCCUGAUCUGUUUAAAGGCUCCUUCUAUGCAAAUCCAGUACUAGAUGUGCCUACAACUGAUGUCUAUUUAAUACAGCGGUAUCCUCAUUAUUGUGGAUCAAACAUAUGGCCUGUUAAUAGUUUGCCAGAACUGGAAGUUGCUUUCAAAGCACUUGGAAAACUGAUCCUUGAAGUUGGAUUGAUGGUAGCUUAUCACUGCGAUCAAUAUGAAUUGCUUGCACAUGCUAGAAAUUGAUAAAGACUUCACGUCACCUGUUGAAAAUUUUCAACGUGUUUACACAUGAAUGACUGCUUAUCCUAUGCUGGUGGAGCUUUAAUUGUGUCCUGAAAGUCUAUCCAUGGGCUUGUGGCUAACUAGUUCUUUGAAGAAGAAUUUCUCUCACCUUAGUCCUGAACACCCUUAAUGAACAUUUAAGAUCCAGGCACUUAGCCAUUGUUGAACGGAUUGUCAACUGUAGCUUUUGCUUUUUCUUUUUUUUUCACUUUUUUGGAUACUUUUUCUCUUCACUAUGAAACAUGGUUUUCUUAU